UAUAUUUAACCAUCAAUGAGUUCCACUUAUUUCUACAUUUUCCUUACAGACCCGGUUUAUAUUUCUUUCCAUGAUGAGGAAUGGGGAGUUCCAGUUCAUGACGACCGGAAGCUAUUUGAGAUGCUUGUUUUAUCUGAAGCAUUAGCUGAACUCAGCUGGCCAACUAUUCUUAACAAGAGAGACAUAUUCAGGGAAGUUUUUGACAAUUAUGACCCCACAUCUGUUGCAAAUUUCACUGAGAAGAAGAUCCUGGCUCUGAAAGCAAGUAGCAGCACCUUGCUAUCAGAACCAAAACUUCGUGCAGUUGUGGAGAAUGCUAGGCAGAUGAUUAAGGGUGGCAAAGCAGAAGCAGCCUGAGUUGAAACUUGCGGAAGGCUAUUGUGGACCAUCCAAACUAAAGGUCACUGGUUGGGUCAGGUUAUGUCUAAACGAAAUAUAACGCAAAUGAAUCGACCCAAACAUGAAUUUAACACAAUCCAGUAAAAUAGCCCACCCCCCCACCCCCCGGACCUCAAAA
Macadamia integrifolia is the source of this 517-nucleotide messenger RNA. Its product is annotated as DNA-3-methyladenine glycosylase 1-like. NCBI's taxonomy places the organism in Eukaryota, Viridiplantae, Streptophyta, Magnoliopsida, Proteales, Proteaceae. The record is from RefSeq and is a predicted model, not a curated record. Bases 16 to 357 code for a protein of 113 amino acids. Gene Ontology annotation, biological process: base-excision repair. The transcript is spliced from 3 exons. Gene Ontology annotation, molecular function: DNA-3-methyladenine glycosylase activity.